Epinephelus moara (kelp grouper) is the source of this 4164-nucleotide messenger RNA. It is a transcript of the gene eaf2, whose product is annotated as ELL associated factor 2. Gene Ontology annotation, biological process: positive regulation of DNA-templated transcription; regulation of transcription elongation by RNA polymerase II. Gene Ontology annotation, molecular function: transcription elongation factor activity. NCBI's taxonomy places the organism in Eukaryota, Metazoa, Chordata, Actinopteri, Perciformes, Serranidae. The transcript has 6 exons. The record is from RefSeq and is a predicted model, not a curated record. Gene Ontology annotation, cellular component: super elongation complex. Bases 88 to 882 code for a protein of 264 amino acids.
CCUAGGAAAAGAGACCUUUAGCUUGCCGUACAUGGUCAUCGGCUAGAGAGUAGCAGUAGAAAGUUUCCAGCACAUGAGCGUGUCAGGAUGAAUGGAACAGCUUAUUCUAACUUUGACAACCAGGAACACGUCCUGAAACUAGGAGAGACGUUUGAGAAGCACCCGAAGAGCGGCUACCACACAGUGCGGUAUGACUUCAAACCAGCCUCCAUUGAUACGACGUGUGAAGGGGAGCUUGAAGUUGGCAAAGGAGAACAAGUUACUAUAACUUUACCCAAUUUAGAGGGUUCGAGUACUCCAGUAACGGUCUUUAAAGGCUCCAAAAGGCCGUACAUGAAGGAGUGUAUCCUCAUCGUCAAUCAUGAUACAGGAGAGUACAGACUGGAGAAACUCAACAGCAACAUCGCUGUGAAGAAGACCAGGGCUGAGGGCAGCAGUAAGAUCCACUCUCGCCUGGAGCAACAGACGAGUCGCCUGAGCCAGCAGAUGAAGAGCAACAACAGCAGCAGCAGCAGCAGCAGUAAGACCUCCAUCAGCUCCAAGAGCUCUCCACCCAAAGAGAAGACGUCCCCAGCAUCGCCCAUGGACGACAUCGAGAGAGAGUUGAUGGCGGAGGCGCGGGUCAUGGACCAGCUGAGCAGCGGCGACAGCUCCUCAGACUCCAACAGCUCUUCGUCCUCCAGCAGUGACGACAGCUCCAGCAGCAGCGACUCAGAAGACGAACGGACCUCUGCCCCGCCCCCGGCCCCGACCAAUCACAGCAUGCCUAUCCUCACCACCAGCGCCAACAACAACAGCCGUCACCAGGAGAGUGGAGGAGGACUCAUGAACACACUCAAGAGCGACCUGCAGCUGAGUGAAUCAGGCAGUGAGAGUGACUGAACAACGCGAGGGCGUCUGUGGACAUCAGGAGGAUUUUCAGUGGGAAGAAAAGGAAGCGGGUACACACCUGUCAGUGUCUUGUUUCAUUUAACGUGGGACUGUCUUCUCUACAUAUCCACAUUUCUGCUAGCAAAGAUCAUUUGUUGCUUCUCCGCCAACAAACUUUCUGUCUCAGUUUUUGCUUCAUGGUGCCUUUUUUUUUUUUUUUUUUUUUUUUUUUUCAUGUGAAGACUGCAAGUUAGUGAGAUGCCUUAGUUUAGAGCGAAGAAGAGAAGCAGGAAAUUAUGACAACCAUCUGUAAUAUUUCAUCUCUCUGGAUGCACAUCUGUGGUUAAACUGAGCAAACAUAUCAGAGGCAGAACGACGGCGGUGUUCAUGAAGUGUAGACGAUGUUUCUGCCCAACAGUCAGUCGUGUUAAACCACCACUGGAGUUUCUGCAUCUCAGUUCAGUGAUAUCAGGACAUGUUGUUGUGCCUUAGGUCAGAUGUGGGUUAAUAGCUUCAGUUCAGCUGCGUUACAUGAAUCUGUCCAACAGGCAUUAAACUUUAUUUAGGACGAGCCACACUGAUGCAGCAGUCUUCUGCUUUUGUCUCAGAAUUAUAGUAAAGUUAGAAACUUUAGCUUUGAAUCACUGAAACUUCAGGACGUCAACAGAUUUUCAUUUAAAGCUGCAUUAAUUCAAAUAAAAUAAAAACUUUCUGCAGUGCUGUGGAACAAGCUAAAAACAAAAUGCUGAGUAUGUCUACAUGCACAAAAUAUCCUUCAUUCUGAAAAAGACAAUAUUCAUACGGAGCUGUUUACACGGUAAUGAAAAUGAAUAUAUCACUAAUAUUCCUGUUUACACACAGCUGUGCAGACCCCAAUUAACACGCCCCAACAUGUCUUCUAUCACGUCAACAUAAAGAGAAGUGGAACAGAUGUUUUCAAAGUUUCCAAACUCUUUUGACCUCGUGAACUCAGCCCUCCUCUUUCGCUCCUUCAGCCACCACACCUGCAGUAAAUGGCCUGUGAUGGGAUAUUUGCCAAAAACCUGUUGCUAUCAGAGUCUUUCAUAAAGUUAAAAAGUAGGUGUGUGUGUGUGUCUCCCUCUGACCUGAAAUGUUGGCUUUUCUUCUGCAUCUCUACACGAGCCUCGCAACCGGUUGGCGAGUUGGUUUGUGUACCACGUCUCCAUGACAACACAGACCGUAUGGUGCAAACUGCCGGUAAAACUCCAGCUGACAUGCCCAAAUAAUGCUAUUAAAACCUGAAUAAUUCGCUAAUAUCCCACAUGUCUUUGUCGUAGAAUCCUACAUUCAGUAAAAGGCCUGAUUCAGAAUAUUUAAAUGGAACAUGCUGUUUACAUGAGCCCCAUUAAACUCAGAGUCUCAUCAUAUUUGGAAUUACCGUGGAAUAAUAGUGUGCAUGUAAACGUAGCCAGUGAUGAAUUAAAGUGGAAGCAAACAGUCGCUCAGUUACAGAUGUAGAAGUCACUUAUCAGCUCUGACUGACUCUGAGCAGGUGAUGCACAGUUUAUCUUUUCUGUUUUUGGUCGGUCACAGCUGCUCUGACUGGAAACAGGUGAUGAGAGUUUGAAAACCAAACAGCCCAGUUGCCGGACAAAAAUGUUGGCUUUGUACGUUUCUGAAAACCACGUACGUACACAUGUGUACAUUUAAGUGACGCAGUUUACGAGCUGAUUUGUCAUCAGGAGGUGGAUGGCGUGUCAACGCUGGCCAAGCUGCAGACCACUGCUCGAGAACAACGAACAACAGAACACGUUAUUUUUAGCGAUUCAUCGCUGUGGGUCCGGACGAUGGUUUAGGAUGUGAUCACACGUGAGUGAACGCAGGCGAGUGACUGUUUCCUGCGGAGGCGAUGUUGGAGCUGAAUGUGACGCAGACGCAAAGCUAGCUUGCUAAUAAAUGCUGCCAAAUAUAGUGUUACUGGUACAUUUUUCCUUCCAUGUCUGUCUCCCGACUCGCUGCCCGCCAGGCGGCGUCUCUCAUGUGGGGCAGUUUGUGUUUUCAUGGACGAUAUCAGCUGGUUUAUCAAGGCAAUGAGCGAUGUCUCCUUCACACAUACUUAUUUGCUGUUGAACUCCACAAGAUGAAUGAAUGAAUUUGCUUUACCACCAGAAGCAAAUUUUUUAUUCGGCACAAGUGUUGAUUUCACUCAUGUGUGACCGAGCCCUCAGCCAACAAAGUUUGGGUGUUUUUUAGCGACCUGUCGCAGCAUUUCCAGCUGGGAUAGAGCCACGAAAAUGGGUUCCUAUUAUCGAGAUAUGGCUGUGUUUGCAGCUGGGAUAGAGCCACAAAAAUGGGUUCCUAUUAUCGAGACAUGGCUGUGUUUGCAGCUGGGAUAGAGCCACAAAAAUCAGUUCCCUAUUAUCGAGACAUGGCUGUGUUUGCAGCUGGGAUAGAGCCACAAAAAUCGGUUCCUAUUAUCGAGACAUGGCUGUGUUUGCAGCUGGGAUAGAGCCACAAAAAUCAGUUCCCUAUUAUCGAGACAUGGCUGUGUUUGCAGCUGGGAUAGUGCUCUGAAAAGUUAUUUUUUUAUUACCGAAUUACUGCUGCGUUUCCAGCCGGGAUAGAGCCACGAAAAGCAGUUGUAACGUACAAAUGUAACGUAUCUUUAGUUUGCAGAAACGUAUAACCCCUACAUUUACUCUGGUGACUGGGUUCAACCAAAAUAACGAGCUGAAAGAUGCUAAAAUGUUUUGUAGAUCUUCAGGUCAGAGUUGAUAGAUGAUGAUUGCUGCAGCUUUAAGAAUGAAGACGUCUCUGUGACCUUGUUAAUUGUGAUAUUUCAGUUUCCGGCGAGGCGGUGCACGAGCACUCAGUUGACUCAGAGAGAGUCGUGCUUUGUAGCUUUAAACCUGCAAUACUUGAAUCUAAUUAUUUAUAUUUCAAAAUAUCCUCGACCAACGGUGAGAUGCUUAAUAUAUUUGAUAUAUAUUUUAAUAGCCAAGCGAUUGGAAGUUAGUCUGAAGUGUGCUGCGUAAAACAAGCCAGAUGCUUUGAUGCUGUGUCUCAGUGACUCUGAGAGAACGCCAUGUGCCUUUAUUUGCCUCGGCCUGUUGAAACACAGGUGCCACAUCCCUGCUGAGCCGCGUCAGCCAACAGGAAGCUGCUGUUUAUGUUCCGGCAUUUCUUUGGUGUCCCAGCUGACUAAUACAGAGACUGAAAUGAAGAUGUCUUAAGUCAAUAAUGUGUUUAGCCUUAAGGACGGUGGCCUCAGAGGAUCAUUUGUAAACAAUUUGAGAGAAAUUUCUUUGUAGAAAAAUAAAGAUUUUAAUAAUU